UCCGCCAUCUCUCUCGUUUGGCAGCAGUUCAUCCAUGCCGCAGUCGGACAACGUGUUCUUCAUUCUAUCAGGCUGGUCUCUCCGUUGAACUUGGAUUCUCCAAAUUUCCACCAAUAUUUCUAGUUUCAUCUCAUCAGUUUCUUAAAUGGCACCGAAAAAGGCCGCUCCCGGCAAAACCCCGGCGCCCGCCCCUGCCGCAGCCAAAAAGGAGGCCAAGGCUCCUGCAGCAGCAGCAGCACCAAAGGGGAGUGGUAAAACCCCAGCGCCUGCCCCUGCUGCCGCCAAGGUCACAGAGAAGAAGGCGCCGGCUCCAGCUGCUGCACCCAAGGCAAAAGCUCCAGCUCCAGCCCCCAAGGUUGCUGAGAAGAGGCCCGCACCAGUAGCCGCAGCGGUUAAGAAGGAGGAACCUAAACCAAAAGAAGUUCCAGCUCCCGCAGCAGUGGCUCCAGAGGUGAAAAAGGCCAAGACAGAAGCCAAAGCGGCUAAGAAGGCAGAGAAGAAGGCUGCCAAGAAAGCUACUCCAGCAAAGAAAGCAGCAACUCCACUUCGAGGAAAGGGUACAGCGUCAAAGAAAAAGAAGGUCGCCGCCAAGUUUGUUGUUGAUUGCACAUUGCCAGCUGAAGAUAGUUUGUUCAACUGUGGAGACUUUGAAAAAUUUCUCCGAGAAAGGAUCAAGAUCAAUGGAAAGACCAGCAACUUUGGUAGCGCUCUGAGUAUCGAACGGGGAGACAAAAAUAAAAUCAUUGUCAAUGCUAGCUGUCCGUUCUCCAAGAGAUACCUCAAGUACCUAACAAAGAAGUAUUUGAAGAAGAACUUGCUCCGAGAUACUCUACGAGUUAUUGCAACCACGAGAGAUAGUUAUGAGCUAAGAUACUUCCAGAUUGGUGGGGAAGCCGACGAAGAAGAAGAGACGAACGAGUAACUCACGAUGUAGUUCAAGGUUGUUUUACACUGCACUAAUCUGUGUAUUUUUCUUACACUGAGAAUAAAUUCGUGUACUCGAUCAAUUUUGUGAAAUGUA
Messenger RNA from Folsomia candida, 1021 nucleotides. Its product is annotated as 60S ribosomal protein L22. Gene Ontology annotation, biological process: cytoplasmic translation. Gene Ontology annotation, molecular function: structural constituent of ribosome; RNA binding. The transcript is spliced from 4 exons. Gene Ontology annotation, cellular component: ribosome. The record is from RefSeq and is a predicted model, not a curated record. The coding region runs from base 146 to 922 and encodes 258 amino acids. Lineage: Eukaryota; Metazoa; Arthropoda; Collembola; Entomobryomorpha; Isotomidae.